AUGGAACUGCAUGUCCCAGAGCAACCAGUAGUGGCGCUGCACGGCAGUGAUGUCACGCUCAACUGCUCCUUCAACCAGACAGUUCCCUUCAACUUGUCUGAUGUUAGUGUUUUCUGGCAGCUGACAGACACUAAACGCAGUGUGCAUGGGUACAGCAAGGGACACGACCAGCUGGUAGACCAGGCAGAGGCCUUCGCCAACCGUACCAGCCUGUUUCCUACCCAGCUGGGCAUGGGCAACGCCUCACUUCGGCUAAGCAGGGUGCUCGUGGCCGAUGAAGGCAGCUAUACCUGCUUUGUCAGUGCGCAAGGAUAUAGCAGUGCUGCUUUGCUGCUGCAGGUAGCAGCUCCCUACACCAAGCCUGUGUUGACUUUAGAGCCUGAAUCCAACUUACGUCCGGGUGAUGAGGUGGCUCUGACUUGUAUAGCAUAUAGAGGGUAUCCUGAGGGUGACGUUAUAUGGCAGGAUGGAAGUGGACGUAAUUUGACAGACAAUAUCACUUUGUCUGUUGUGGCCAACGAAGAAGGGCUGUUCACAGUGACCAGCGUUCUAUCAGUUGUGCUGGAGCCCAACAGCACCUACAGCUGCCGGAUAAUCAACCCACUGCUUGGUGAGGAGGGCUUCGGAUUUGCCACAAUUUCAGUACCUACAUUGUCAUUUUAUUGGUCUUUGAUGGUCCUCUCCUACUUCCUGCCUCCAACCAUGCCUCCCUGUCUCUGA
This is a messenger RNA of Nematolebias whitei (Rio pearlfish), 720 nucleotides long. RefSeq names its product CD276 antigen-like. Lineage: Eukaryota; Metazoa; Chordata; Actinopteri; Cyprinodontiformes; Rivulidae. The record is from RefSeq and is a predicted model, not a curated record. The coding region runs from base 1 to 720 and encodes 239 amino acids. The transcript has 3 exons.